Molecule: messenger RNA, 1092 nt
Organism: Contarinia nasturtii (swede midge)
Lineage: Eukaryota; Metazoa; Arthropoda; Insecta; Diptera; Cecidomyiidae
Exons: 5
Coding region: 39-905 (288 amino acids)
Molecular function (GO): protein binding
Source: RefSeq, a predicted model, not a curated record
AGUUACAUCCUAUUGCUCUACAUUGUCAAUCGUGCAACAUGAAUUGUUUGGUGGUAAAGUUUCGACAUCGCUUGCCAAAUGACAUCAGCAACAAGUACUUGGCCGAAAUUUAUGUUAAAGGUCCUCAAUUCGAUAUCGAUUUGAUUGCAUCGGAUCAAAAAGUCGUUUCGGCGCACAAAUACGUUGUGAGCAUGUUUUCGAUUUACCUGAAGGACUACCUUCGUGAAUUCAAACCCAAGGGCAAAGCAUGCGUUCCAUUGUCCGACAUAUCGAGUUUUGUGUUGAAGCAAGUGAUCGACUUGUUUUACAAUGGCCAGAUUAUGAUUGGUGCCGAGGUCAAGCCACACAUGAUUAAAGCAUUGGCUUUCCUAAAAGUAAAUGAUGUUUGGAUUCGAAGUCCGGAACCAGAGGAGCUACCUGCACAAUUGAACAAAGAUUGGGCUCCAGACAUAGCACCGGUGCGUACAGACUCGCGUAAACAACCGCCGCUAAUGCAACAAAACAUCAGCCGAAAUAUGAGCAUGAACAACGAUCAAUGUCAAUGGUCUCAACCAGCCAAGCGCGGACGAACUCAAUCAGUAUUCAUGGAACGAGAUUGUGUGCGAGAUUGUGGAAUGUUCACGAAUCCAUCGCCAUCAAUGGUACAAUCCGGUGUCAAUCGCAUUGGUUCGGUGUCAAUCAUGAAUAACAAAGCACUGUCAUCGAAUGUCGGUGUCGGUAGCAUUCAACGCCCCAUACCUAACCAAAUGGCAACGCAUCCAAAUAAACAACAAUCACUACCGAAGAACAUGAAUAUUGUCCAAGGAACAACAAUUGGCAUUGCAUCGACGGGUUCAAAGGUGUCCAAAACAAACGAUAUGGAUCGAGACAGCGAUGACAUGGACAUUGACGACAUGAGUCUUUGAAUGGCAGUAUCAUCGCAUCCAUAUUUUAUUCUACUUUUUGCAUUUUUUCUGAUUUCAAUCGUAACAAACAGCAUGAAAAAUACAUGAAUUCACACUGAAUGGAUCUUAUUGUUAUUGAUCCAGUUUCAAAACAAUUGCUACCUCCCAAACAAACUCAAUAAAUAUUUUGUGUAAACAAAAUAAAGAA